Dromaius novaehollandiae (emu) is the source of this 5338-nucleotide messenger RNA. RefSeq names its product IQ motif and Sec7 domain ArfGEF 2 (gene IQSEC2). Gene Ontology annotation, molecular function: guanyl-nucleotide exchange factor activity; protein binding. The transcript is spliced from 16 exons. The record is from RefSeq and is a predicted model, not a curated record. Gene Ontology annotation, biological process: regulation of ARF protein signal transduction; actin cytoskeleton organization. NCBI's taxonomy places the organism in Eukaryota, Metazoa, Chordata, Aves, Casuariiformes, Dromaiidae. Bases 127 to 5271 code for a protein of 1714 amino acids.
AGACCCCCUUCUUGACUCCCCCCAAACCUCUCCCUCCCUGCCCCCCCCAAACCGAGCCCCCCUGCCUGCCCCCCCCCAGCCUCCCCCGGCCCCCCCGGCCCCCGCGGCGGAUGCGCGGGUAGGAGGAUGGCGGCGGCGGGGGGCGCGGGGGGGGCGCGGGACCCCCCGGACCGGGCGGUGCAGUACCUGCUGGAGCUGAACCGCAUCAUCGCCAGCCAGCGGCACCUCCUGGCCUCCCAGCGCCGCCGCAUCGCCCAGCUCGAGGGGCAGCUGCAGCGCCUGGCGCGCGAGAACCGCGACCUGCGCCUCCGCCGCGCGCCCCCCGCCCAGGGCCGCGCGGAGCAGGACGGGCAGUACCAGAACCACCUGGAGCGCGACGGGCCCUUCCCGGGCGGCGCCGAGGCCGAGCCGCCCUUCCCGGGCGCCGGCGACCGCGAGCCGCCCUACGCCGCCCACCCCGACCGCGACCGGGACCGGGAGCCGCCCUACGGGGAGCGGGAGCCGGAGCCGCCCUACCUGGGGCGCCUGGAGCGCGACGGGCAGUUCGAGGCGCCGGCGGAGCGCGAGGGGCAGCUCCAGAGCCGCAAGGAGCGCGAGCGGCUCUACCCGGGCCGCGACCGGCCCUUCCCGGAGCGCGACGCCCAGCUCGCCGGCUGCCUGGAGCGCGAGCUGCAGUUCCCGGGCGCCGGGGACCGCGACGCGGCCUACGCGGCCCGCCUGGACCGCGAGCUGCAGUACCCGGGCCGCCCGGACCGCGACGGGCAGUACCUGGCCCACCUGGACCGCGACGCGCCCUACCCGGGGCACCUGGACCGCGACGCGCCCUACGCGGGGCACCUGGACCACGACGCGCCCUACGCGGGGCACCUGGACCGCGACGUGCUGUACCCGGGGCACCUGGACCACGACGCGCCCUACCAAGGGCAUCUGGACCGCGAUGCGCCGUACCCGGGCCGGCCGGACCGCGACGCGCCCUACCCGGGGCACCUGGACCGCGACGUGCCCUACACGGGGCAUCUAGACCGCGACGUGCCCUACCCGGGGCAUCUAGACCGCGAUGCGCCCUACCCGGGGCAUCUGGAGCGGGACGCGCCGUACGCCGGCCGGCCGGAGCGGGACGCGCCGUUCCCGUUGCCCUACCAGAAGCGGCUGGAGCGGGACGGGCCCUACGCGGGCCGCGAGGGGCCCUACGCGGAGCCCUGCGCCCGGGACCGCUGCGGCGGCGGCGCCCACCGCGACCGGGGCCCGCUGAGCCGGGGGGCCUCCCGCAGCUCCAGCCCCGGCGCCGGCGGCCACAGCACCAGCACCAGCACCAGCCCCGCCACCACGCUCCAGCGGAAGUCGGACCGAGACAGCUCCAGGACGGUGAGCGUGGAGGGCGAGGGCCCGGGCAGCGAGGGCGGGGGGCCGCCCCCCGAGAGCCCCGGGAGCCAGGCGCCGUACCGCCGCGCCCCCGAGCCGGCCCCCGAGCCGCCGGCGCCCGCGGGGGCCCCCGGCGCCGCCCCCCCGGCCCCGGCCUGGGGCCGGGCCGCCCGCCUGCCGCCGCAGCCCGCCAGCGUGGCCCUGCGCCUGCAGCAGGAGGAGGAGAGCAAGCGGGCCAAGGCGCUCAGCGACAGCUACGAGCUCUCCACCGACCUCCAGGACAAGAAGGUGGAGAUGCUGGAGCGCAAGUACGGCGGCUACUUCCGCACGCGGCGGGCGGCGCGCACCAUCCAGGCCGCCUUCCGCCGCUACCGCAUGGCCAAGAAGUUCGAGCGGCUGCGCAGCUCCGCGGCCGAGAGCCGCCGCUCGCGGCGCCUGGCGCUGGCCGGCAUGCGCCUGCAGUUCUCCUUCGAGGAGUACGACCGCGGCCCCCCCGCCCCGGGGCCCGGGCCCCCCCCGCCGCCCGCCCCCUACUUCGAGGGCAAGCCCGCCUCGCUGGACGAGGGCGCCCUGGGGGGGCCGCGGGGCCCCCGCCGCGCCCCCCGCUACGGCGGCUCCUGCCGCGCCGGCCUGGACGGCGCCGCCGCCGCCCCCGAGGCCCCCGCCGGCCCCCCCGAGGCCGCCGCUGCCGCGGGGGGGGGCCCCGGGGGCGGCCCGGGCGGCGGGGGCCCCCCCAGCCCCCCCCGGCACCUCUCGGCCUCCGCCGACUUCGGCCCCGGCGCCGCCGACCUGGAGGAGGCCUUCGCCCAGCAGGUGCAGUCGCUGGCGGCCUCCAUCGACGAGGCGCUGGGGUGCCGGGGGGCCCCCCCGGGGGCGCCGGGGCCCGGCGAGGGGGGGCCGGGGCCGGCGGGCGACAGCGCCGCCACCUCCUUCAGCGACGUCACCCUCUACCUGGAGGAGGGGCUGCCCGGCUCCCCGCCGUCGCGGCCCCCCAGCGCCGAGGGGGGCCCCCCCGCCGCCCCCGCCGCCCCGCCGCCGCCCCCCGCCCGCCCCGAGCCCUGGGGCGGCCCCGAGGAGGGCCCCGGCGGGGGGGCGCCGGCCCCGCCCCGCCGCGGCCCCCCCUGCCUGGAGUGCCGGGGCCGGGGCGGGGGGGGGCACCCGCCGCUGCUCACCGUGGAGCCGCCCAGCGACAGCUCCGUGGACCUCAGCGACCGCUCCGACCGCGGCUCCCUCAGCCGCGCCGGCCCCUUCGAGCCCGAGGCGGGGGGGGGCUCGCUGCCGCGCGGCGGCCCCCCGGCCCCCGGCCCCCCGCCCGCCCGCGCCCCCCCGCCGCACCGCUGCUUCCACGCCGAGCCGCCGCCGCCGCCGCCCCCCCCCGCCGCCGCCGCCGCCGCCGGGGCCCCCGAGGAGGGCUCCGAGGGCGACAACGACAGCCUGCGCAGCAGCUCCAACUCCAACGAGACCCUCAACUGCUCCUCGGGGUCCUCGUCGCGCGACAGCCUGCGCGAGCCCCCCCCGCCGCCCCCGCCGCCCCCGCCGGCCGCCCCGCCGCAGCCCCCCGGGCCCCCGCCGCCCGGCAAGCAGACCUACCAGCGCGAGCCGCGCCAGAGCUGGGACUCGCCGGCCCUCAACAACGACGUGGUGCAGCGCCGGCAGUACCGCAUCGGCCUCAACCUCUUCAACAAGAAGCCGGAGAAGGGGAUCCAGUACCUGAUCGAGAGGGGCUUCCUCUCCGACACCCCGGUGGGAGUCGCCCACUUCAUCCUGGAGCGCAAGGGGCUGAGCCGGCAGAUGAUCGGCGAGUUCCUCGGCAACCGGCAGAAGCAGUUCAACCGCGACGUGCUCGACUGCGUGGUGGACGAGAUGGACUUCUCCGGCAUGGAGCUGGACGAGGCGCUCCGCAAGUUCCAGUCCCACAUCCGGGUGCAGGGCGAGGCCCAGAAGGUCGAGCGCUUGAUCGAGGCCUUCAGCCAGCGCUACUGCGUGUGUAACGCGGCCCUGCUGCGCCAGUUCCGGAACCCGGACACCAUCUUCAUCCUGGCCUUCGCCAUCAUCCUCCUCAACACCGACAUGUACAGCCCCAGCGUCAAGGCCGAGCGCAAGAUGAAGCUGGAGGACUUCAUCAAGAACCUCCGAGGGGUGGACAACGGCGAGGACAUCCCCCGGGACAUGCUGGUGGGCAUCUACCAGCGCAUCCAGAGCCGGGAGCUGCGCACCAACGACGACCACGUCUCCCAGGUCCAGGCCGUCGAGCGCAUGAUCGUCGGCAAGAAGCCGGUGCUGUCCCUGCCCCACCGGCGCCUGGUGUGCUGCUGCCAGCUCUACGAGGUGCCCGACCCCAACCGGCCCCAGCGCCUGGGGCUGCACCAGCGCGAGGUCUUCCUCUUCAACGACCUGCUGGUGGUGACGAAGAUCUUCCAGAAGAAGAAGAUCCUGGUGACCUACAGCUUCCGCCAGAGCUUCCCCCUCGUCGAGAUGCACAUGCAGCUCUUCCAGAACGCCUAUUACCAGUUCGGGAUCAAGCUGCUGUCGGCGGCGCCGGGGGGGGAGCGGAAGGUGCUGAUCGUCUUCAACGCGCCGAGCCCCCAGGACCGGCUGCGCUUCGCCAGCGACCUGCGCGAGUCCGUGGCCGAGGUGCAGGAGAUGGAGAAGUACCGCGUGGAGGCGGAGCUGGAGAAGCAGAAGGGGGUGGCGGGGGCGCGGGGCCCGGGGCCCCCCCGCGACGCCCUCAACGGGCUGAGCCGCAGCAGCCUGGACGAGGCCUUCGCCCCCCCCGAGGGGCUCAAGCGCAGCGCCCUGAGCAGCUCCCUGCGCGACCUCUCCGACGGCGGCAAGCGGGGCCGGCGCAACAGCGUGGGGUCCCUGGACAGCACCAUCGAGGGCUCCAUCAUCAGCAGCCCCCGGCCACAGCCGCGGGGGGCACCGGCGGCGGCGCCGGGGGGGGCCGAGGGCUACAAGCCGCCCCCCCGGCCCGUCUCCAACUCCUCCUCCUUCCUGGGCUCCCUCUUCGGCAGCCGCCGCGGCAAGGCCCCCCCCGGGCCCCCCCCCGGCGCCGCCGCCUGCGCCUCGGCCUCGGCCUCCUCCUCCUCGGCCUCCUCCUCCCACCACCACCACCACCACCCCCCCGCGGCCCCCCCGGCCCCCGACGGCCCCUCCAAGCUCCAGGCGCUGCACGCCCAGUACUGCCAUGGCGGCGGCGGCGGCGGCGGCGGGGGGGGGCCCGGCGGCGGCGGGGGGGCGGGCGGCGGCCCCGGCCCCCCCCCGCCGCCCCCCCCCUACCCCCAGCAGCAGCCCCCGCCGCCGGCCCGGCCCGCGCCCCCGCCCCCGCUGCCGGCCAUCGCCGCCGGCGCCCCCCCCCGCUUCCACGGCGGGCCCCAGCCGCCGCUGUCGGCGCCCCCCCAGCAGCACGGCCCCCCCGGGGGGGGCUUCCCCCCGCCCCACCCCCACUACACCCUGCACCGCCCCGGCAAGCGGGGCGCCGGCCCGGCCCCCCCCCGCCAGCCCCUCUCGCCCCUGCCCCUCUACAGCCCCGCCGCCCCCCCCCACGGGCUGCCCCACGCCUACCCGCCCGGCCCCCCCCCGCACCACCGCCCCCCGCCGCCCCCCGCCCCCGCCAAGCACUUCGUCUUCGGGGGGGGCGGCGGCGGGGGCGCCCUGCGCGGGGGGGGCGGUGGCGGGGGGGGCGGCCCCCCCCCGGGCCACCACCACCACCACCACCACCACCACCACCACCACCCGCCCCCCCACUCGCCCAUCCCCCCCCACCCCUCCUACCCGCCCCUGCCCCCCCCCUCGCCCCACACCCCCCUCAGCCCCCACUCGCCCGCCGGCCCCACCUCGCCCCUGGCCCAGCCCCCCCCGGGCCCCCCCAAGCCCAAGGGGGGCAACCGCAUCAGCACCGUGGUGUGACCCCCCCCCACCCCCCCGGCCCCCCCGGGCCCGGCCCCCCGGCUCAGGCUGACCGUCACAUGGCACU